Molecule: messenger RNA, 3678 nt
Organism: Dama dama (fallow deer)
Lineage: Eukaryota; Metazoa; Chordata; Mammalia; Artiodactyla; Cervidae
Gene: SNCAIP
Product: synuclein alpha interacting protein
Exons: 13
Coding region: 373-3129 (918 amino acids)
Molecular function (GO): ubiquitin protein ligase binding
Source: RefSeq, a predicted model, not a curated record
CCGCCCGCCGGCUCCCGCCGUUCCUGCCUGCUCCCGCCGCCGCCGUCCAUCUGUCCGCCCGUCCGUCCGCGUCUUUGAGCAGCCGCCGCGCCUGGCGCCCGGGGUUCGCUGGUGGCUCAGACGGUAAAGCGUCUGCCUACAAUGUGGGAGACCCAGGUUUGAUCCCUGGGUCGGGAAGAUCCUCUAGAGAAGGAAACGGCAACCUACUCCAGUAUUCUCACCUGGAAAAUCCCAUGGACAGCGGAGCAUGAUGAAGAUUCGAGUCUCUAUCACUUACAUGCCUGUGAUCAUUGGAUGAUGGAGUAGAGAUCCGUCAAGAGUGUGAGGACUUUAUAAGUAGCUGACGUUACUCAAAAUGUGCAAAGAAGAAUAAUGGAAGCCCCUGAAUACCUUGAUUUGGAUGAAAUUGACUUCAGUGAUGACAUCUCUUAUUCAGUCACGUCACUCAAGACCAUCCCGGAACUGUGCCGAAGAUGUGAUUCCCAAAAUGAAGACAGAUCAGUGUCUAGCUCUGGCUGGAAUUGUGGUGUCUCAACUCUUAUUACAAACACGCAGAAGCCCACAGGAAUCGCCGAUGUGUAUAGUAAGUUCCGCCCAGUGAAAAGAGUGUCCCCCUUGAAACACCAGCCAGAGACUCUGGAGAACAAUGAAAGUGAUGAUCAAAAGAACCAAAAGGCAGAGUACCAGAAAGGGGGUGAUUCUGACCCAGGCCCCCAGCCCGAGGAGCUCGGCCCCAGAGCUGGCGAGGGCAGCCCCCAGAGGAAGAGCACGGAACCCAGCACCCUGCUGGGGGAGCUGGAACAUUAUGACCUCGACAUGGAUGAGAUUCUCGACGUGCCUUACAUCAAAUCCAGUCAGCAGCUGGCCUCUUUCACCAAGGCGACUUCGGAAAAAAGAAUUUUGGGUUUAUGCACAAGCAUUAAUGGCCUUUCCGGCAAAGCGUGCCCUACAGGAAGUGCCGAGAGCUCCCCGUCUAACAUGACACCGUUUUGUGUUCUUUCUCCUGUGAAAAGCCCUCACUUGAGAAAAGCGUCCUCUGUUGUCCAGGACCAACAGAAGCUCUCCCCUGAGGAAUCAGAGAGUUCUCCUCCUCUCGUUAAAUGUGGCUCUGCUUAUGAGCCUGAAGACCAGGGUAAGGACUUCCUACACAAGACCUUCAGUGAUCCUCACAGUCGGAAAGUUGACAAGGCUAUGGCACCAGAUUGCCAGCUCAGGGCCUUCCAUCUGCAGUCGGCAACAGACCCCAACCCUGAGGAGCAGGUUGGUGGCAUGAACUGGACCAGCUCCCAGGGACCCGAAGAAAGGAACGAGUACCUGAAAAAGGUGAAAAGCAUCUUGAACAUUGUUAAAGAAGGGCAAAUAUCUCUCCUGCCACACCUAGCUGCCGACAAUCUAGACAAAAUUCAUGACGAAAGUGGAAACAAUCUCUUACACGUUGCCGCAUCACAGGGACACGCAGAGUGUCUGCAGCACCUCACUUCUUUGAUGGGAGAAGACUGCCUCAACGAGCGAAAUGUGGAGAAGUUGACUCCAGCAGGCCUGGCCAUCAAGAAUGGUCAGUUGGAGUGUGUACGCUGGAUGGUGAGUGAAACAGAAGCCAUUGCUGAAUUGAGUUGUUCUAAGGAUUUUCCAAGCCUUAUUCAUUACGCAGGUUGUUUUGGUCAGGAGAAGAUUCUGCUGUGGCUUCUUCAGUUCAUGCAAGAGCAGGGCAUCUCGCUGGAUGAAGUGGACCAAGAUGGUAACAGUGCUGUUCAUGUGGCCUCACAGCAUGGCUACCUCGGGUGCAUACAGACCCUGGUUGAGUACGGAGCAAAUGUCACGAUGCAGAACCACGCCGGGGAGAAGCCCUCCCAGAGCGCCGAGCGCCACGGACACAGCCUGUGCUCCCGGUACCUGGUGGUGGUGGAGACCUGCAUGUCGCUCGCCUCCCAGGUGGUGAAGCUCACCAAGCAGCUGAAGGAACAGACAAUGCAACGUGUCACAUUGCAGAACCAGCUCCAACAACUUCUAGAAGCCCAGAAAUCAGAGGGCAAGUCACUCCUUUCUUCACCCAGUUCACCGUCCUCCCCAGCUUGCAGAAAGCCCCAGUGGAAGUCCCCAGACGCAGAGGAUGAGUCUGUAGCCAAAAGCAAACCGGGAGUCCAGGAGGGGAUUCAGGUUCUUGGAAGCCUGUCAGCAUCCAGCCGGGCUAGGGCCAAAGUGAAAGACGAAGAUUCUGAUAAAAUCCUACGUCAGUUAUUAGGAAAAGAUAUUUCAGAGAAUGUCUGCACCCAGGAAAAGCUGUCGUUGGAAUUCCAGGAUGCUCAGACUUCCUCGAGACAUUCCAAAAAGAUCCCGCUGGAGAAGAGGGAACUGAAGUUAGCGCGGCUAAAGCAGCUGAUGCAGCGGUCCCUGAGCGAGUCUGACACGGACUCCAACAACUCUGAGGACCCCAAGGGCACCCCUGUGAGGAAGGUUGACAGGCCCAGACCGCAGCCCAUUGUGGAGAGUGUGGAGGGCGUGGACAGCGCAGAGAGCCUCCACUUGAUGAUCAAGAAACACACCUUGGCAUCAGGACGCAGGUUUCCUUUUAGUAUCAAGGCCUCCAAAUCCCUGGAGGGCCACAGCCCAUCCCCCACCUCAGAGAGCAGCGAGCCGGACUUGGAAUCCCAGUGUCCGGGCUCAGGAAACACCCCCCCAAGCCACCCCUCUGGAGAAGCCCCUCAGCUCAGCCCUGAUAGCACAGCCGCCCAGAAAGUGGCCACGAGUCCCAAGAGUGCCCUCAAGUCCCCGUCGUCCAAGCGCCGGACAUCUCAGAACUCAAAACUCAGAGUGACCUUUGAGGAGCCGGUGGUGCAGAUGGAGCAAACUAGCCUUGAACUAAAUGGAGAAAAGGAGCGAGAGAAGGGCAGGGCCCCCCAGCGGCCGUCCGCGGGUAGCGAAUCAGGGGAUCAGCUCAAAAGGCCUUUUGGAACCUUCCGAUCCAUCAUGGAGACGCUCAGUGGCAACCAGAACAAUAACAAUAACUAUCAGGCAUCAAACCAGCUGAAGACCUCCACCCUCCCCUUAACCUCCCUUGGGAGGAAGGUGACGGACGGUAAGGGAAACACCGGGAGCUCUGCUAGCAAAGGAAAAAAUAAGGCGGCAUGAUGACAUCAGUAGAAAAAUGAAGAAAUCCUACAGUAUAAAGCAUGUUGCUGAGCCAGAAUCAAAAGAACUCUUCUUAUAAAUCACUUUUUUAUUAUCUCUCAUUGCUGCCCUUUGGACACCAUUGGAAAUUUCUGGACUGUCCUCUGUGGAAAUAGAAUCAUGAGAACAAUGCCUCACCAGCAGAAGACCAGACGAUUAGGAUGCCUUAAAUUUAUAGCACUAGCAUAUAUAAGACACAUUUUGGGGUGAUAUUUGUAUAUAUAACUUGUUUUUAAAGAGAUGCAGUUUGAAAGCAUGAUUGGGCAAAUGUAUGUUUUUUAAGAUUGAUUCAACCUCCCCACAGGACAUCCACCAGCCACUGACACCAUUUUGUCUCAUCAGUUGCAUGGGUGUUUGCUGAUGCUGGCUGAACCUCCCUUUCCCCAUAAUACGGGCAAUUUGGGCUCAGCUUCUCUGGGAGACCAGGUCAGUGCUGUUGUUUUCUGUCGAGUGUUUUUUUCUGUCGUUUUUACUUUUUGUAUAAAGGAAAUAAAACAAUGUUAACAACCA